Molecule: messenger RNA, 354 nt
Organism: Aspergillus nomiae NRRL 13137
Lineage: Eukaryota; Fungi; Ascomycota; Eurotiomycetes; Eurotiales; Aspergillaceae
Exons: 1
Coding region: 1-354 (117 amino acids)
Molecular function (GO): protein dimerization activity
Source: RefSeq, a predicted model, not a curated record
AUGUGGAGGACUCUGCGCAAAGACCAGCCAUCCAAAGAGACCUCUCUGUCGGAUAUUGAUAAGUAUUUGGAUUCCCCGCCGGUCAACUGGUCCCACCAUAUGAUCGGCGAUGCAGACACAGAAUGGGUCCUCAAAUGGUGGAAGGCUAACGCGUUCAAUUUUCCACUCAUGGCAAAAGCUGCUCGCGACUAUCUACCCAUACCUUCGGCAGAGGUCGGUAUUGAACGCGAGUUCAGCAGCGCUAGAGAUGUCUUGGGUCUUCGAAGACACUGUCUGAACGCGGAGACUAUGCGAUGGUUGAUGCUCCUGAGAGGGCAGUACCAGACAGAAUGUGAGGGCGGUACAUGCAUGUAA